GCUGCCCCAGUAUGUCCUGGACAUGGGCCCUGUCCUUAAGGGUUACACAGAGUCACACUCUCUGAAGAUCACCAACCCUGGGCAGAUCCAUGUGUCCUUCCAGGUGGAUGUAUCUGUCCUGCAGGACACAGGUUUCAGCGUGGGCCUGGACCAGAUGAUUUGCCUGCCCCCCAACAACAGCGUGGACUUCGACGUGCGCUUUGAAAGUGCCCACAAGCCAUAUGGUGACGUGGAAGUGGUGCUGCCCAUAGAGGUGACAAAAGGCCCUAUGUACACCAUCCGCAUCUGUGCCACUGUGUCUGAACUGUCACUCACCCUCUCCAAGAACAGACUGCAGUUCUCUGACAUCUUUAUUGGGGACUGCCAGGUUGAGACCAUCCAACUCUACAACCGGUUUCCAGAAUCCUGCAAAUGGUUCAUUGCUUCCAAGGAGCCUGUUCUGAAGAAUAGUCACCUCAAAUUCAUGACACCAGUCAUACGUCAGAAGCUGCAGGCACUGGUGGAUGAGCCCUGUCCUUUUCACGUGACGCCCUCCAAAGGAAUCCUUUGUGCAGGAAGGUGGCAGAAUCUGCAAAUCCAGUUUACACCCAAGGAGGAGAGGUCUUACAAGAAUGAGCUGGAGUUUAUCAUUUGUGGGAGCAGCAAUCGCUUAAAGCUGCACCUCUCAGGACAAGGUCUGGAGCCACGGUUGGAGUUCAGGCCCCCAGCACUAAAGAUGGGAGGGAUGUCGGUGGACAGCGAUGGGGUGGAGGCCACAGUGGUGACGAAGAACCCAUGCAACUUCCCCACUGAGUCUUACUUAAUGGAUUUUCAUGAGCAUCUCCUUGAGAAGGAGAAGAUCCUGCGGUCUGAGUACCAAAAGAGAUUUUUUCUGCCUCCACGUUCUGUAGCUGAGACACUGUCCCGAGAGGUGCUGCAGAAUCAUGGAGCACAGUGGAGGCCAAAGGCUCAAGAGGCAGAGCUCAAGGCCAGGACUGAGGCUGAGGCCAAGGCCAUGGGCAAGGCAGCAGCAGAAAUGCAGCGGGAAAAAGCUCUGCAGAGGAACACAGAACGUAUCUUGCAAAUAGAUGUGAAUGAGUAUUAUGCCCAGCUUGAGAAGAAGAAAGCAGAAAUGGAUAAAAUAAUACUGGGAAGGAAGCACAUACGGAGGCAAAAUUUGCUGAAGUGGCUGGUUCAAAGGCAUCAGCGGGAAGCAAAAGCCUUAGAGGAGAGGCAGAAGGAGGAAGAAAGGCGGAAGGAGGAAGAGAGGCGGAAGGAGGACAAGAAGGGUGUCUCUGUGGGUAUCCAACCUCCAAAACCAGAGAAGGGGAAAACCAAACCCCCAGAGAAGGGGGAAACCAAAUCACCAGAGGGGAAGGAAACCAAGGCCCCAGAGAAGGAAAACAAAGCCCCAGAGAAGAAAAGCAAACCUCCAGAAAAGAAGGAAACCAAAAUACCAGAGAAGAAAAACAAACCUCCAGAAAAGAAGGAAACCAAAAUACCAGAGAAGAAGGAAACCAAAAUCUCAAAGAAGGAAACCAAACCCCCAGAGAAGAAAAGCAAACCUCCAGAAAAGGAAACCAAAUCCCCAGAGUGGAAGGAAUCCAAAAUCCCAGUGAAGGAAACCAAAGCUCCAAAGAAGGGGGAAGUAAAAGCCCCAGAGAAGAUGGAACCCAAAGCCCGAAAGACAGGUGAAACCAAGACCUCAAAGAAGGGUGAAAGCAAAGCCCCAGAGAACGGGGGAACCAAAGCCCCAAAGAAGGCGGGAACCAAAGUCCCAAAUAUGGGGGGAACCAAAAUCUCAGAGGAUGCAGCUGAGAUAGAGAACUUGUUACUGAGGUUUCAGACGUAUGAGUCAUUGCAGCAGAAUUUCUCCUACUGGAACAGGGUUCAGGGUACCGUGCGGUUACCUGUUAUCCAAAAGAGAAACAAGUCCCAGUAUGCAGCUGAAAACAAAGGUCAGAAGACCAAUAAGCCUCAGGAGAAGGUGAAGAAGCCCGAACAAAAAAUCCCUUUCUCUGUCACUCCGGCCAUGGGAACUCUGGAUGUUGGUGAUGCCGUGGAGGUGGCAGUGGAAUUUCAGCCACUGAAGACUGGUGACCAUUCCGCAUCCCUUGUUGUGCACUACGACACAGGUGAAGACACCCACACAAGCCUUCAUGGCAGAGCUGUGGAUGCCCACAUCGGGCUGGACAGGAGUGCUGUGACCCUGGAGAAGACGUACAUCACCAUGUCAAACAGCGCAACUGUGCUCAUCCACAACCGCAGCGACAUCACAGCCCGCUUCCAGUGGAAGGCUGUGGAUACUGAGGAACAGGAGGAGCAGCUGAGGCUGAGGCAGUAUCACAGGAUAUACCAGCAGCAAAGGCACAAGUUGUAUAGUUUUCUGAAGGAGCAUGAAGUGGACAUCUCUUGCCGAGAACGCCUUGCUCUUCUCAACCACACCUUCCAGAGUGAGAUAGCAAAGAUCAGAGGAGAUCCCAUGCUGUUAGAUGAUGACAUUUUCUCCCUUGAGCCAAAGGAGGGUGAGAUCAUGCCGAAGUGCUCGGCUGAAAUCAGCGUGUUCUUCACGCCCCAGGCAGGCCAGGUCUAUGAGCGAACAGUGUACUGUGACAUCUCAGGCCGUGAGAACAGGCUGCCCCUGCUCCUCAUGGGGGAAGGCCUCGGGCCCCGGGUCCAUUUCCACUUUGAGGAACUGAACAUCGGGGAGGUUUUUGUCAGAGUAACCCACAGAUAUGAGGCAUACCUGGUCAACAAUGGGCCUGUUGAGGCUCCCUUCAAACUCAUCCCUCCAACCACAGCCAUGGGCUCCUGCUUCACCUUCCUGCCCCAGGAGGGCAUCGUGGCACCAGAGAAGCUCCAGGCCAUCCGGGUCUCCUUCUGUCCCACCAUCCGGGGGGAGUUUGAGGAACAAUUCUGCUUCCAUGUGGCUGAAUCCCCUAAGCCUGUGAUCUUCACUGUCAGGGGCUCUGUGAUGGGACCCACUUUCCAUUUUGAUGUGCCCGCCCUGCACUUUGGUGACAUCGCCUUUGGUUUUCCUCACACCUUGAAGUGUUGCCUGUUUAACACCUCCCUGACACCCAUGGGCUUCUCCCUCUACAUUCCUGGGGAUGGCUUGGGAGUGCCCAGUGUUAGCAGCUCCACUCAGAUAGGAAAACCCAGCAGCCAGUUAUGGAGGAAGGAAGUUCGAGUUCUGAUAAGGCCGCAGGAAUUUACCAUAAAUCCCCCCAGCGGGACCGUCCGUGCCCUGGGAUCCCAGGAUAUCAAGGUCACCCUGUGUCCCAACACUGUUAGGGACUACAAUCUGGAGCUGGUGCUGGACGUGGAAGACGUUGGCAGGAAGGUGUUUGCACUGCCCCUCACAGCCAGGUGCAUCGUUCCUACACUGCGAGUGCUCAACCCUGUCGUGGAACUGGGGCACUGCUGCUUGAAGGUGCUCUAUGAUGAGAAGGUGACCCUGGUGAAUGACAGUGACUUCCCUGGCUGCUACUGUCUUCUCCCCCAGGAACACCAGGAGGAGGCUGCUGCGUGGUACUCCAGCCUUGCACCCUCUGGGAUUAUCGAGGCUCACAGCUCGGUGCAGAUCCCAAUUACACUCCAGGCCCAGUUGCUGGGACAGUGCAGCAUCACUGCCAAGCUGGCCGUGUUUGGGAGACCAGAAUCCCCACUGCCUACCUUCUUCCUGGAACAGGAAAUCCGUUUAGAGUACGUUGGCCAGGGCCCCGUUGUCUAUGUCCAUCCCAGGGAGAUAAACUUCGGCUCUAUCCCAGUCCUAGAGGAUUGUUCCAAAACUCUCCACCUCGCCAAUCAGUGUGAGAUUCCUGCAGCCUUCCAGGUGGAGAUGGCUGUGGAACGUUCCUGCUGGAGGAUUGAGCCCAGCAAAGGAGUGGUCCCCCCCAGUUCAGAGGUGUCCGUGGCUAUCGUAGCUAACCUGAAUGACACAGUGAAAUUCCAGGAGAAGGUGAAGGUGUUCAUUGAGAACAGCCCUGUGACCAUCAUCUCUCUCCAGGCUGUGGGCAUUGGCACCACAGUUGUCACGGACAAACCUCUUGUUCCCAUACUCGACUUGAAGUCCUGCUUCAGCUUUAGCCGCUGCUUUUACCACUUCCAGCUGACGAACAGAGGCCGCCGCACGCAGCGGCUCUACUGGAGCACGGAAGGGUUCCGCACCUUCCGCCGCAGCGCUCGGGCCCCGGCCCCCGCGGGCGCCCAGGGCAAAGGGGCUCCCCCCAUGCCCCGGCCUGGCAGCCCCGUGUUCAAGCUGUGCCCAGUGCAGGUGGACCUGAGGCCGGGCCAGACUGUGGACGUGGUGCUGGAAGGCUGCUCCAGCACUGUCCAGGAGGUGAAGGAGCGGCUGCUGUGCCACGCUGUGGUGGGGAAAGAGACAGCAAAGAAACAGAUCCUGCAAACGGAUGUCAUCUGCAACUUCAUCUGCCCUGCAGUGCAAAUGUCCCCCAGAGCCAUCGCUUUCCGUGUGGAAAAGAAACCCAGUGAUGUCCUGACACUGCAGUACCAGCCGCUGACAUUAAAAAACACCAGCUCCCUGCCAUUCAGCGUGGUGCUGGACUUGGAGCAGCCCUUCCUGGUCUGCAAUGUGAACCAGAAGCCCCUCCCUGCAAAUUGCAACGUGAGCCUCUGUGGGCUUGUGCAGUGA
Molecule: messenger RNA, 4633 nt
Organism: Zonotrichia leucophrys gambelii
Lineage: Eukaryota; Metazoa; Chordata; Aves; Passeriformes; Passerellidae
Product: hydrocephalus-inducing protein homolog
Exons: 24
Coding region: 23-4633 (1536 amino acids)
Biological process (GO): cilium movement; axonemal central apparatus assembly
Cellular component (GO): axoneme
Source: RefSeq, a predicted model, not a curated record